CGAGCUUGGGACCGCGUCCCGGUCGCGCCAGUGCCUGAUACCCGCAGGCAAUCUAAGAUCUGGAAGCGAGUGGGCGGUCUGCCCGUCGACCCGACCCAGAAGGCUUACCAGCGAUCGAUGGCGGAGCUGGAGUCGCAGGGAGAGGGGCCGAGGAAGCGAGCACGCCAUUUGCGCUGGGUGCCCGCAUGGGGCGACAUGAAGUGGCAUGGAAGUAAAGGCGUGGAAUAUACCCCGGAGGACAUUUUGGCUGCGGCCCGAGGUAUGUGGUUUCUUUGUUUUAACGAGAGCGUCGCGACACCAUACGGCGACGGAAAUGAGCCUUUGACGUACCCGGCCAAUGCGUUGAAGUAUGUGCCGAGAAAACGACACAACACGCGCUGGACUAUUGAGCCCAAGAAGAUAACGACUGCGACCACGAUGGUUGGCGAAUUGCAGCCGCUGAUCGAGUACGAGAUUCCGGCCUCGCCUGAGCACGUGGAGACGAGGGUAGAGAUGGAUGAACAACAGAUGAUGAAGAGGUCGACGCGCAGCCCCAGCAAACGAUGCUCUAUUAUCCCGGGACAAGAUUCCCCACGCAAGCUGCCCAUGGUCAGACUGACGCCCGCCGAGAAUACCUCGGCAUCAUAUUCACCAGUAAAGAGGGCGCCGGCUUCACUCUCUCCGACCAAGGUAGCGGACUCACCGCACCGCGACUUCAAAAUAAACGCCACACCCACCAAGGUGAUCCUCGAGACACCUAAGAUUAGCCCGCCCUCGCAAUCCCCCCUCAAGUCGUCCACCCCGUCGACCCCUGGUACCGAGGAUUCGAUGUAUUCUUUGUUUGGCACGCCGCCUCCCGAGUCACCAGGUAGUCCUCUACCUCUCACCUUUGAUCAACCCGUGGCAGAUGUCCAAAUCACCCCGGAGCAUGAGGCUCGCCGCCGGAUUUCUCUUCAAUCCGCCCGCAGACGGUCGCGGGAUUCCCCCGGCCUCUUGCGCAUCUUUGCUCUCAAGAAGAGCGCCGCCGAGGGUGCCAACCGCCGGCACAGUUUACCGUCGCUCGAGGAGUUGUCUGCUGAAGCCCAUGAGGUUUCUUCCUCCUCCAAGAAGGACCGCCGAAAGACGCUGGAUCCAUUUUGCGUGGACGAAGAUGGAGUCGCUGCAUCUGCAAGCAGCGAUGAGUGCGCCACUACCACGGCCAAAGAAGUGCUGGAUAUUGAUAUGAAGACCAGCCCUGAUAUCUUUGGGCAGCCGGUUAAGAGCCCAGAGCUGCCCAAGUCAGCUGGUAGCAACGAACUGGAGGAGACCGAGCCUUCUGCGGCCUCCGAGAUGGAACGCCCAUCGACCCCGACCCCCGCUUCAACAGUUUCUUCCCCUGCUGUCCAUGUUUCUGAGGCCACAACGGACGCAGUGAACCCGUCGGCCGAUUCCGUUUCUACUUUUGAUACCACACCGGAGAAAACAGAGGGCCGGGCCGGAACGGAAAAUACAACCCCCGAUCAGGCAGCAACCCCCCCUUCGGUUAACCAAACCAGUAUCACGCACGACACGAGCGUCACGACUUCUCACAUGGCCGAAGACCCUUUCAAGCUUUUCGGAUCAGGACCAGAGUCAGAAGUCAUGUUUGUGCCGGAAGAGCCGGAGGGUCUCUCGACCAUUUACGAAGAGUCCACGAUCCUCGAGAGCAGCCCUUUGAAGGGCGUCACACCCAGUGCCGGUCUUGCGUUGAACCCUGAUGCUGGUUCUCCUGCCGCUACGUCGCCCACCCCCGACACCGAGAGUACCACCAUCGACAACCAAGUUCCCGCCACCCCAGAUGCGGGUAUGCUCGGUUCGGCCUCUACUGCGGUUGAUAUCUCGCCCGAUCAGCAGCUCCAGAACGAGUUGAUGCUGGCCUCGGACGCCGCAACUAAUCACGCCGAGAAAUUGACUGCCUCGCCGCAGCUACCGCUUCCGAACGGCGAUGCGACUUCAUCGGAUCCGACCAAGGAUGUGUCGUGUACGCCCGUUUCGGGUAAUCUCCAAGAUGGGAAGUCGCUCUUCCGCCUUGAACGAUUUUCCCUAGCGGCUUCGGUUGCGAACCCCGAUUUCGAUUCCCCAUUCACUGCGGCAUUGCGGGAUAUGCUGCAACAGGCCGACCCCCGACCUGUAGAAGCCACCGCGCGGCCGGAGAGCUCCGGGUUCACCCCGAUUAAUGGUCGGGCUUUCACAUCAGAUUUUGAGCGGAAACUUCGGGAACACCACGAGCCGCAGGUGGAUCGCGACAUGGAUGACCUCGAUGCCGACGAGGUGAUUGAGCAGGAGGAGGUCGAAGUCGUGGAGGGUGAAGAGGCGACUGUUGCUCUCGAUGGCACCGAUGCCAUGGACGCCAUCGACGAAACCGCCACCGUCCAGCCUCCGCGACCGGAGAACGACACGCUCCAGCUGCUCGGCCGUCAACCCGAUCCCGAGGCGGAUAUGCUCCGCGACUUUGUUACGCGCGUCACGGCGGAUAAGAACGCCAAGGCUGCUGCUGCCGCCGCUGCGCUUGUUAAGAAGAUCGCGCGCCGCUCCAGCUCCUUGGGAUCGACCACGUCUGCCACCGGCUCGCCUAUGGCCAAGUUGGGGUCGCCUACCAGUAGGACUCCGCUGGGUGUGAAGAGCCCCAACAGCCCGAGCCUAUCCAAGAAGCGAAAGGCUGAGGACAGCCCCGCCAAGGACGAGGCCUCCCAGGUGUCCCCCGACGAGUCCAGCGAUGAACCCCGGCUCAAGCGCCGCAAGCGAGCCGACCCGGUUCUCGAAAACUCACCCGAGACCAUCACUGAGAACCCCUCGCCCGACCGUGGAUCUCGCUCCCCCGGACGUGGCCCGCGGCGGUCUACCCGCGCCCGCAGGGCCCUGCGACCCGCGGCUCCAUCGGCCAACUCGAUCGCCCUAUCCAUGAUCCCCGUUAGGCUGCCGGGCAUGGGCGCGAUUGACGAGGCCGCUAUGGAUGCCCACACCGCCAACAUGAUGCGCCAGCGCGAAGAGAAGGAUUUGGUCUCCAUCACGCGUGUCAACACGCGCAAGAACAAGGGCACCGCCGUGCCGCCCCAGGCUGUGCUGGCUAAGCAGGCCGAGGACCCGGCGGCGUGGCGCAUGCGGGAGCUCAAGGGCGUGUUUGACGCCAAGGACAAGCGGGGCAAGGCCUCCACUGCUUCUGCCGAGGCUGGAAACGACGCGCAGGAGAACAAGGAGGAGAACGACAGUAGUGCCGAGCCCAGGACUGCUGCGAAACAACGCAAGGGUGUUCGCUGGGCCGAGGAGCUGGUUAGGUUCCAGACGGAGGAUCCCAGCAUCUUCCACGGCAUGGCUAGGAGCCUGCUUGCGGAUGUGAUGAGCGAGGGGGACGACGACUUUGAUGAGAUCGCCGAGGCCGAACCGCCCCGCCCUGCUACACCUGUCGUAGAGAAGACGGCACGCGUCGCGGCCCGGAAGAGCGCCCCGUCCGCUGCCGCUAACGAGACCACCACUGCGACUGCUACCGCGACCGCUGAGACGACCACCGCUGCUGCUCCCUUGGCUAAUGUCCCAUCGAGCCGCACCCGGUCGAAGCGCGCGUCUCGACUGCAGCCCCCGACGCCGGUGAAGAGUCUCCGCAGCACCGAUACGAGUGAGUCCGCGGUCCCCGCCGCAAAGCGCAGCACCACCGCGACGAAGAAGACCACGACGGCUAAGAACACCACGUCCUCAGCAACCGGUCUGCGUGCUCGCGCCCGCCCUCUUUCCAAGCGUGCCGUGGCCGCUGCGACCGCGGCCUUGGCUGAAGCCGAGGAGACCAAGAUUUCCUCUUCUGGUUCUUCUUCUGCAGCUGGUAUGGCGACCCGUCGCACGCGGGUGACCAAGCUCGGGAUGAGCGCGAACGGCACGCCGGCGCCGAAGAGGCGGGGUCGGGCGGCUGGUUCGGCUGCUAAGUCUGGUGUUUAA
This is a messenger RNA of Dichotomopilus funicola, 3924 nucleotides long. RefSeq lists its product as uncharacterized. The transcript has 4 exons. The annotation marks the transcript as partial. The record is from RefSeq and is a predicted model, not a curated record. Lineage: Eukaryota; Fungi; Ascomycota; Sordariomycetes; Sordariales; Chaetomiaceae.